AUGCGGCACUCAAUUCUGACUGGCAAGAAAGCAUCAGCCUUAAAUGUGGAAGCGGAAGUCAGACGGCGCCUUCUCGAGAUCGAGAAUAGCUCGGGAAUGCGGCUGCCUCCAGAUCAGCGCACCAAGUUAGUAAUUAUUAGUUUGCUGCUGCAGGAAAUUGAGUUUAAGGACAAGCAUGAGUUGGAACUGUGCCUGGACAUUCUGACUACUGACUCACACCUUCUGGCCGCUGUGAGAUCAAUUCUCCUGUCCCCUGUAUUCAUUGGAACAAUUGGAGGUCACGUGACGGAGCCGCUUUCCUUCAAAAUUCUCAAAUCUUCAAGAUGCGUAGAUCUGCUCUCACAGAUGGGCGUCCCAGAGGUUGAAUUCAAGGGUGUGCACGUUGUUACUUUCCUUGACAUUGCCAGUCAACGGAAAAGCAUGACAGUGGACCUCUACAUGCGAAGAUUUUUACCCAAGUUUAUCAUCAAUCUCACAAACACUUCCGAAGAAUGCAUGCUCUAUGCCCUGCUGUGUCCGAUUGCGCUGAUGCUCUUUCGCAGACGGAAACAACCUCAGUGCGGUUCAAAGGAGAGAUUGGUUGCUGGGGCAGGCGUGCAACCACCACUGAACAACGCCCACCGCAACCCAUCGUCGGCUGGUCGUGCACGCACAAGUCAGCCUGAGCACUGUGCAAUUUCCCUCUGCUACCAAACACCACGUGACACGCUCAACCGGCUGCUGUGGUCGCUGCAUUCACUCACUCAUUUGCUCGCGGGCGCUUGUCUGGUCGCUCUGUCACCUCCAGUGCACGCGAGGUGCGUCAGAUGGUGUCAUUGGUGCCGCCGCCGAUCGUCGAGUCGAGCCGAGUUAAUUGGACGCGUCACCGGCUUCGACAUUGCGUGUCAUAUGACGCAGACUGAACGCGCCAAUUAUUGUCGGCGUGGACGUUGUGAUGCUUCCAAUGUGGCCGUGGACACCACAACGCAGCCGGCGAGUCGUGUGGGUGUCGCUAAACCACACCGAUCCCCACGAGGCGAGUAUGAACAUCGCAUUCGGACACAGACUCAUUCGUUAAAUAGGGCCCUUGUCUCGUUUGGUGAGUGUUCCCACGAAGCUAGUCCGUCGCGAUGUAAGCUGCCUCGCAGCAGCGACCUCCUGCUGCCGAGUCGAAGAAGUCAGCAUUCGCAGCGGGAAGAGGCCUCCACUUCGACCAGUGGCGAGGGCUCCUGUGGUGACAGCAGAGACGAGGAAGUGGGGAAGCCGUCGGCAGCGUCGCCGUGUGUGGUAACGAAAACCCCUCCACUUGCCGUAACACCAGCCUCACCUCGCGAGGCACUGGGCCGGCCAGUGUCGAUGUUUGCAGACUUCUCAGCAUCGCCUCCCACCGCGGCCUCCACUCGCGUUCGUGUCCUCUCCGUCGGCAGUGAUGGUUCGAAGGUCGUCGCCGCCACAACGGAGGCGGUCUCAUUGCGUCCGAAGACGAAGCCCGCGGAAGCGGCGUGUCGUCCCUCAGUGCGACAACCGCCUCCAACAGCUCCGAAAUCAGAACUCGCGCCUCUGAUCAAACCGGAAGGCGUCUAUCCUGCGAUUCGUUUGCGUCCGACACCCAGCCAAACCACUCGGGAGCCGGCGAAGAUUUUAGACCCCUCCGCCGAGGGCGAUUCGAGUCGUCACUCACGCGUGUGUGACCUGAUCAAGGUCUUCCAGCAGAGCAACGUCUCCUAG
Mesocestoides corti is the source of this 1707-nucleotide messenger RNA. The record is from the annotation of a GenBank genome assembly. Lineage: Eukaryota; Metazoa; Platyhelminthes; Cestoda; Cyclophyllidea; Mesocestoididae.